GGGCGUGGCGGCGGUGCCGCUGUCAGCGCGAUGAGGCGGCGCCGCCGGGGCUCCCGCCGCUGCCUCCGCCGGGCCGCGCGCCCGCCCCAUGGCGCGUGAGGCCGGCACCGCCCGACCGCGCUCCGGCCGCCGCCCCCGCCCAGCAGCUGCCAAAACAUAGUACAGUGAAAUAAUGGUCUGCUAGCCUGCAAAACAAGUGUCCAGCUUCCACAAUGCCUGUGCAGGCAGCUCAGUGGACAGAAUUUCUGUCCUGCCCAAUCUGCUACAAUGAAUUUGAUGAGAAUGUGCACAAACCCAUCAGCUUAGGUUGCUCUCACACCGUGUGCAAGACCUGCCUGAACAAGCUCCAUCGCAAGGCAUGUCCUUUUGACCAGACUGCCAUCAACACAGACAUCGAUGUGCUUCCUGUGAACUUUGCACUCCUCCAGCUGGUUGGAGCCCAGGUACCUGAUCAUCAGACAGUAAAGUUGAGUAAUGUAGGAGAGAACAAACAUUAUGAAGUAGCAAAGAAAUGUGUUGAGGAUUUGGCACUCUACUUAAAGCCAUUAAGUGGAGGAAAAGGUGUUGCAAGCUUGAAUCAGAGUGCACUGAGCCGUCCCAUGCAGAGGAAGCUUGUGACACUGGUGAAUUGUCAGCUGGUGGAGGAGGAGGGUCGGGUCAGAGCCAUGAGGGCAGCUCGGUCGCUGGGAGAGAGAACUGUCACAGAACUCAUCCUGCAGCACCAAAAUCCUCAGCAGCUUUCUGCCAAUCUCUGGGCUGCUGUCAGGGCACGAGGGUGCCAGUUUCUAGGACCAGCUAUGCAAGAGGAGGCACUGAAACUUGUAUUACUGGCACUGGAAGAUGGCUCUGCACUCUCAAGAAAAGUUCUGGUACUUUUUGUUGUGCAAAGGCUGGAACCAAGAUUUCCUCAGGCCUCUAAAACGAGCAUUGGUCAUGUUGUGCAGCUACUGUAUAGAGCAUCAUGCUUUAAGGUCACUAAAAGAGAUGAAGAUUCUUCUCUGAUGCAACUUAAAGAAGAGUUCCGGAGUUACGAGGCUUUGCGGAGAGAGCAUGAUGCCCAAAUUGUUCACAUUGCCAUGGAAGCAGGACUUAGAAUAUCACCAGAACAGUGGUCUUCUCUUCUUUAUGGAGACCUGGCACAUAAAUCACACAUGCAAUCCAUUAUUGACAAGCUUCAAUCUCCAGAAUCUUUUGCUAAGAGUGUACAAGAAUUGACAAUUGUCUUGCAGCGCACGGGGGAUCCUGCAAACUUAAACAGGCUGAGGCCUCAUUUAGAACUCCUGGCAAACAUAGAUCCAAAUCCAGAUGCAGCAUCUCCAACAUGGGAGCAGCUGGAAAAUGCAAUGGUCGCUGUAAAGACUGUGGUCCAUGGGCUGGUGGAUUUCAUUCAGAAUUACAGUAGAAAAGGCCAUGAAACUCCACAGCCACAACCAAAUAGCAAAUACAAAACAAGUAUGUGCCGAGACCUUCGACAGCAAGGGGGGUGUCCUAGAGGAACAAAUUGUACAUUUGCUCAUUCUCAGGAAGAGCUUGAAAAAUAUCGCUUGAGGAACAAAAAAAUCAGCGCAACAGUGAGAACAUUCCCCCUUCUAAAUAAAGUUGGCGUAAACAGCACCGUCUCAACCACAACAGGAAACGUGAUCUCUGUCAUAGGAAGCCCUGAGGCAACGGGCAAGAUGGUGCCAAGUACUAAUGGAAUAGCUAAUCUAGAAACUGGGGUUCCCCAGCUGAUCCCCCGCUGUGCAGACACCUCCCUGAGAGCUCUGGAGAACACCAAGAAGGGAGGGAAGACUGGAGCCAAUGGCCAGAACGCUUCUGGGUCCCCUACAGAAUCACUUCCUGAAAAUAAAAUUGGUUCUCCACCCAAGACUCCUGUAAGCCAGGCAGCAGCUACCUCAGCUGGUCCUCCUAAUAUUGGAACAGAAGUUAAUUCUGUGCCUCCAAAAUCCAGCCCGUUUGUUCCCAGAGUACCUGUCUACCCUCCACAUUCUGAUAAUGUUCAAUAUUUCCAAGAUCCCAGGACUCAGCUGUCAUAUGAAGUUCCUCAGUACCCACAGACAGGGUAUUAUCCAGCACCUCCAACAGUACCAGCUGGUGUGGCUCCCUGUGUUCCUCGCUUUGUGAGGUCCAAUAACGUUCCAGAAUCCUCCCUCCCACCUGCUUCCGUGCCAUAUGCCGAUCAUUACAGUACAUUUCCCCCUCGAGAUCGACUGAAUUCUCCCUACCAGCCUCCUCCUCCGCAGCCGUAUGGACCAGUCCCUCCUGUCCCCUCUGGAAUGUACGCUCCAGUUUAUGACAGCAGGCGCAUCUGGCGCCCACAGAUGUACCCACGAGAUGAUAUUAUUAGGAGCAAUUCUUUACCUCCCAUGGAUGUGAUGCACUCAUCUGUCUAUCAGCCAUCAUUACGGGAGAGGUACAACUCUCUGGAUGGGUAUUACUCUGUGGCUUGUCAACCUCCAAACGAGCAGAGGACUGUGCCUUUACCAAGGGAGCCUUGUGGUCAUUUGAAGACUGGUUAUGAUGAGCAGCUGAGACGGAAGCCAGAGCAAUGGGCACAGUACCACACACAGAAAACACCUCUGGUAUCGUCAACCCUUCCUAUGGCAACACCAUCUCCAACACCACCUUCUCCUCUCUUCAGUGUAGAUUUCAGCACAGAGGUGGGAAGCCAGAGAACCUCUUUAUUUUCCCUUCCUGCUUCUUUCUCAGAGAGUGUCAGUGAUUUGAGUGGAACUAAAUUUGAGGAAGACCAUCUCUCUCACUAUUCACCGUGGUCUUGUGGCACUAUUGGCUCUUGUAUAAAUGCUAUCGACUCAGAGCCCAAGGAUGUGAUUGCCAAUUCCAAUGCCGUGUUAAUGGAUUUGGACAGUGGGGAUGUUAAAAGGAGAGUGCAUUUAUUUGAAACACAGAGAAGGGCAAAGGAAGAAGAUCCUAUAAUCCCAUUUAGUGAUGGACCCAUCAUCUCCAAGUGGGGUGCAAUCUCCAGGUCAUCCCGCACAGGUUAUCACACAACAGAUCCAAUCCAGGCCACUGCUUCCCAAGGAAGUGCUACUAAGCCCAUCAGUGUAUCAGAUUAUGUCCCUUAUGUCAAUGCUGUAGACUCAAGAUGGAGUGCCUAUGGCUCAGAUUCUGCCUCCUCAGCACGUUAUGCAGAACGGGACAGGUUCAUAGUCACAGAUUUGUCUGGUCACAGAAAGCAUUCCAGCACUGGAGAUCUACUGAGUAUUGAAUUACAGCAGGCCAAAAGCAACUCCUUACUCCUUCAGAGAGAGGCAAAUGCACUCGCCAUGCAGCAGAAGUGGAAUUCUCUAGAUGAAGGCAGUCGUCUUACCUUAAACCUUUUAAGCAAGGAAAUUGAUUUGAGGAAUGGUGAGACUGAUUAUCCUGAAGACUGUGCAGACACAAAGCCAGACCGAGACAUUGAAUUGGAGCUGUCAGCCCUCGAUACAGACGAACCUGAUGGGCAAGGUGAACAGAUAGAAGAGAUUCUGGACAUACAGCUAGGGAUUAGCUCCCAAGAGGAUCAGCUGCUCAAUGGAACAACUGUAGAGAAUGGGCAUCUGCUAAAGCAGCACCAGAAAGAAUCUAUGGAACAGAAGAGACAAAGUUUAGGUGAAGACCUUGUGAUUCUGUGUACUGCAUGUAAGGGCUUUUCCUGCUAGCAAAAUGCUUAAAGAGGAUCAUGUUACUGGUCGUCUGAGUUGUUAUUUUACAAAAUCACAGCUAUGUGGUCGGGUAAGAUUUUGAUAACUGUUUUGUGCACGCUUCUGGGGGGUGGGGGUUGGCAUUUCCCUGAGGGUUACUGAUUAGACUAAGUAAAUAUUGGUGUUUGAUAUCUCUCCUAACGAACCUGUCCAUGAAAUAAUUAUGUUGUAAAUAUACCUGCAAAUCCAAGGGUUAGUUUUGAUAUUCUGGUGUCAGUAUGGAAGAUCUUACACAUCUAUUUAAUACUCCAAUGUCAAGGAAUGUAUGUAGAAAAACAGUCAAGUAGUCUUUUCUUAGUUUCCUUUGGCUGUUGCUGUACCUUCUCCAGCCAGUGCCACCUCACUCUAGGGUUAGACUGACGCUUCUUUCACUCGCUACGUGAAGUGAAUGGAUACAAGAACCAGACCACCUUUGUCACCUUAACUUAUUUCCUAUUGAUGUUAACUUUAACUUAGAAUGUUAGACAUAAAUAUGAUUGUUGUAUAUUUUAUACCAAGACCAUUCUGUAAAUAUGAAUUUAUAUUACUUUUGAAAUGCUUCUGAGAUACUAUUAUUUGCUGUACAAUGUAAUUCCAAAACAGAUAUGCAAACAAGUAUGUCUCUUUCAUGGAUAUUUAAACAGUGAGAUCUUCCAUGUUGAAGGUGAUGUAAUUUUUUUAAAAGAUUUUUAAAUUUUAAAUUGCUAUUUUGUUACAAAAAUAGAGAAAAUAUAAAGGUUUGAGAAGUCCUUAUUUGCCCUCAGGGAAAGAGCCCUCUGUGCACCAGAACUCCACAGAACAUCUUCAGCAUGAUCUGAGGGUGAAUAUAUACUACAUAAAUUGAUUGUGUAUUUACCUUAACUUUUUAAUUUUAAAAUGGCAAUUUUAAAAACUUGGUUGUGCUCUGCUGGAGGGGGUUGGGAUAAGCUGCUUACACACAUUUGCCUGUUUGUCCAGUGAAAUGACAUAAGCCUGACAUAUUCCUGCCAAGGUCUUGGCAUAUUUAAGAACAAACGUAUCUCAAGACUCUUGUCUGCAGCAGGAGGUCCUGUGAGAGAACAGUUCUCUAGGAUGACCAUACACUUCAUAUGGAAAGUUGGUUCUCAACCAAGGCUAGAGUUUUCUAGUUGAAUUUUUAACCUAUAAUGACAGGCAAAAUAAUUAUCUGGGGGUUUAACAGCAUGCUGGCUGUGUGGUUUUUGCCAUGAAACUAAUGCCCUCCAGUGCCCUGACAGGGAGAAGAAGCUGCAGGUGGAAACACCUGGCUCUGGCUUCCUUCUUUGUUCAGGUUUCAGCCCUUGACCCUUUACAAACAAGUAUGUAUUCAUUUGUUAGUUAUAAAUCAGGUGCCUUUGGGCUAUGGGAGGGCUUAUUUUCUGACACUGAGAGAGUGACUUACCUUUGUGUGUCAAUAGCAGUGAUGCCCAUUUAGGUUUUGGCCUAAUUUACUGUGCUGUCAGAAAAGAAGGCCCGGAGCAGAUCGGGGAAAGAGAUUGGCUCUUUUGCUUUGCUUGGACAAGCAUUUUGAGUUGGUUUGGUUUGGUUAAAUUUUUUUUUUUUUUUUUCCCCCCAUUAGGGGUACAGCAGGGAUUUCACAUGCAAGAGAGACAGGAAUUAUUAGUAUCUAAGUUAAUUGUGUUGCCUCACUACCUGGAUUCAUUCCUUGGUUUGCCUCAUUUCCCACAUAGGUCUUUAUAGAGACUAAUGCUUGUGCUGGGAGAAUGCUUGUGUGAGAAAAUAACUAUCUGUACAUUCUUAACAUAUACUUAGAGCAGAGUGAUUGCCCUGCUACUGAUAUUUUGUUCCUGUAAACAGGUGACAAGAAAUGAAUCUUAGUGUUUAUGCAGAUUUUGCAUUGUAGAAUGUAUACUAGACCCUUCAAAGGCAAGGUUAGACUCUUUGCAAAGCAAACUGGCGUUGGUUCUUGGUAGUCUAGUACAGGGACACUAAAGUUUGGCAUUUGAUUUAGGAAAACAGUUGUACACAGCUGAUUAUGUUAAAUAAGCUCUUAAUUAAGCUCUUUGUAGAAGUCUAAUUUGGAAGGUUUUAGUGCUUUGAUAACUCAAUUGAAAUUUUAAUUUCUCCUGUACUCAAGAGCUGAAUGCUGUUCUUGUAUAAUAGUGUACUAGGCUGGAUGAGGUACAAAAUAAUGCACAGUGGUCAGAAACAGCUGAGGAAAGAACGCUUAAAAUAACUCAAUCUAAACUCAGAAUAGUUCCAAACAUUGGUUUUGUUUGCUUUUUUAAAGCACAAGUUGUCAAGUUGUACCUGUUGCUGUACAUAAACACUGUAUGCCAGCAGCUCCUUGAUCAUAUUUGUGAACAGAGUUUUCAUUAAUUAUUAGACUGGUAUUAAAGGAAGGUGUUGAAAUUGAGAGUGUAACAAAAUGAGAAGCGAUCAGAUGAUCUAUAGGAUGUAAAAGUCCAUUUUUAUGUUGUAGUUUAAUCCCUUUGUUAGGAAGUUCCCUCUCAUUGAGGGACCUCUUCUGCAAGCAGAACACAAUAAAUGUGCUUUUUUAAAUGACCCAAUUUCCCAGUAUAAAUGAACAGCUGACUUUGGCAGUAGUCAUCCCCCUGCAUCUCUUUGCUGGCAAGGGAGCAGGACAAGGAGGGGGAAAAAUCCCCAGAACUGUCACUGAUGAGCUGAAACAAAUCUGAAUAAUCAAAAUGCCCAAACAUAAUUCUACACCCCAUUAUUUAAGGAUGCUUGUGGAAGCUUUUAAUCACUCAAGAUUUUGCUGUAAAAGCUGAAAUAAAGCAGAGCCUGGCUGCGUUUCUUACUGCCAAAAGCCAAGGUCAUUUGCACAUAGCCCAUGGAUUUCUCCAGAGUAGAUCUCCGUUACCCAAGGCAUGGGAAUGCAUGCGUUUUCUUAGCUGGGCAAACAAGUACAUUAUACAGUAGUUGUGAUACAACACACGUGGCUUUGAUUUGUACUGCACAUACCCACUGUACAGCCACUCCGAAGUAUUGUGGUUAGCUUGCAGCAUCUGCUGUCGCAUUGAUACUGUUUACUGCGUAUUCUUUUCCCUGGAAGUUUUAAAGAAAAUUUUUUUUCUUGUUGCAUUGAUUACAUUUUAUAAAUUUGCUUAGCUGGAAAGUUUGGGAAAAGAGGCCUGUUUGUCAAUUGUACAACCGAUUGUGAAGCUCUAGUGUGAAUAUUUUUACGUCUGUAUUAGACAUUUUCUUUGCAAAUCUAUUGUUCGAUUGAAAUGUAAAUGAAAUAAAAGAUGGUGUACACCCAUCAUGUAUAAAGCAGGCACCAUCGCUACGAUGGAUUUAAUGCUCAUUUUUAUGGCGCAUUCUCAGCUUCUAUUUAAAACUAUAAUUUAAAGAAAAAAAAAAUCUGUAAAAUGAAAUGGGGAUAUAUGGGGGAGUAAAUUCUAUUCCGUUUAUUUCGGUUUUGAUUCCCAAUGGUAAUGUUUCCCUUCGUGUUAGAGUAGGGGGGCCCCGGCGGGGCCCGUGUGUCGCUGUAGCACUGACGUGCAGAGGUUGUAGCUUUGGCUGGGCACGGAUAGAGCAUCCCGGUUCGGUGUUUGAGAGACUCGAUGGAAGAAGUUUGCAGUAUUGACAUGUAUUUGCAUGCACGAAUAAAAAUUAUUUGUCCACCUUAA
Poecile atricapillus (Black-capped chickadee) is the source of this 7294-nucleotide messenger RNA. RefSeq names its product ring finger and CCCH-type domains 2 (gene RC3H2). The record is from RefSeq and is a predicted model, not a curated record. Lineage: Eukaryota; Metazoa; Chordata; Aves; Passeriformes; Paridae. The transcript has 21 exons. Bases 213 to 3662 code for a protein of 1149 amino acids. Gene Ontology annotation, biological process: regulation of G protein-coupled receptor signaling pathway. Gene Ontology annotation, molecular function: metal ion binding.